CCAGAUCGAGGAGCAAUUUUGGAGGGUACCACAGUCCACAUCCUGGGAAAAGUUGGACCGAUACAGACAAACGGCAUUGAGUCCAGAAGACAAGCAGUGAUCCUUAUUCUCUACCCUGGUGAGCUUUGAGGCUUUUGAUAAUGGGACUGUCCAAGGGGCUUUUACCACACAAGUCCUCAACGUCUUUGUGGUCAGCCUGAGAUGAUCUCCCCAAUCAAGCUGGACAAUCCAUGGAAGGAGCACAGGUCCUUUAUGGUAUCACUGAAGUGGCACAUGUUUGUACCGGACGGGAUUUUGGAAAUGAGGUACCCUAAAAACUGAACCGCACCUCUGGAGUGUUUGAGAAGAUCUUCGUUCACCUGAACAAUGUCAAGCAAAAGAUCCGCACCGAGUCCAUGGUCUCAAGAUAUAACAGUCUGGCGCUGACCGAGUAGCGCAGUACGGAGCCGAGGAGACCGUAGACCCGUCUGGGACAGGACGAGGUGGUCCGGGGGACAGGACACGGGACGUCUGCCGAGCCAUCGCUAAGGUGAGUGCAGCUUCAGUCCGGAUAGAUCCCCAAAGCUCUGGCAGUGAUGCUGUGUCGUAGCCGGCCUUUCUGUCUGUGCCCCUCGGUCUCCCAAGAGGCCCAUGUGACCUAGCCUACACCCACACAUAGGGGCCCUCACUGCCUCUGGAGCCCACCCAUGAAUCCUAUCCCCGACCGCGGCAAAGAAUGCCUCCCCCCUAAGAAGAGGGAGUCCCGGCAAGGGUCGUUUGAACACCAUCUUCCUCCACCGGGAGAAUUUAAGCCCCCUGUGCCACUCCGGAGUUGGUCUAACGCAGGGCGAGGGGAGGGCAACAGGGAGGUCGGCGCCAGGCAGCGAGCUCUGACUACCCUGAGCCCCCAUCUACUCCACACACCUCCGCCCCUGCCGACUCCAAGCCCCCUAACCCUGCCAUGGCCUCUGAGCUACCCCUCAUCUGUGUCACUUCCUCUCUUUCAAGGGCAUGUUAUGGAGAGGAGAGGCUCUGGGUCGCCACUUCCUCACCACUCCAGGUGGCUUCGAGCAGAAGGGCCCCACUCGUCCCCGUCCUCCGCUUCCUCCUUUAAAACUCCUUUUCCAGCUGAUUCUCGAGAAAUGUGGUCCUACGUUAACAACGACCGAAGAGAUUACAGCUCCUCACUCUUCUCCCCAUCGUACUUGUUUGGUCAUACCUCUCUCUACCCUCAAGAGCCAAGUUUAGUUAAAACCAGGAGCAGAUACUUAGGGAAGAGGCCCAAUGGAUUGGAUGGGCAGGGCAGCAGAACUGCCACUACCUCUGGGCCUUUCCUCACAGGAGAUUAUGGACACGAUUGCAGCAGAAUUACUUUGGAUACAAGUCCACAAAGCUCCCAGACUAAUGGUGGACAAAGACAGCAGGAAGAUCUGACACCUGAAGCCCAAUCCGUGGGUUUGUUUUCCUUGGACUCUAAAGCUCAGGAGGGCCAUGAACCACAUUUCUCACUGCAGGACAAACAUCAGCAAGGAAUAGUGACCAGCCAUCAUGCUGUGGGACCAGACCCGUGGGUGUGUAGAGGAGGCUACCUGGAUGCUGCGGGCGCCCCAGGAACUGAAGCCCACAUCUAUUACUCCUUGGGAUCCGUUUUCCAGCCAAGCCCUCAGGCUCCCCAUUCCUACCCGCCCUACAGUCCCUCAGGAAUACCACUGUACAACCUGCAAGUAAAGCCAGACCCAAAGACGCACAAUCCAAGAAACUUACCCCACUUGUCCGAGGGUCUGCUGAACAGCCAUGACUGGUCCCAAAGAGACCAUGACAGAGACCAAAACAAAGACCAAGAAAAGAGCAAGGAGCGAGGUAAAGAAAAGGAGAAGCACCUGAAACAUAACAGGGAUCAUGUUCACGCCUCUACCCCUGCUCUUCACUGGUCUCCCCCUGCGCUCCUACCUCACUUCACAAAGGGUUCGCUAAUUGAGCUGGCCAGUGGGCAGUUGAAACAGGUGGAGGAGCUGCGGACUGAAGACUUUCUAAGGAGCGCUGAUACGUCCCCAGAGCUCCACCUGAGCACCUGCACUGUGCUGCUCAUUUCCCCCAGCAGUGCGCAGGGCAUCAGUCACCUGCAGGUCCAUCUCAAAGAACGCAACACUCAGGAGUUACUGAAAGUCUUGGUGGAGUAUCCAUUUUUUGUGCAGGACCACGGCUGGUCCUCUUGUUGCCCCCAGAGAACCGCAGAGCUCUAUGGCCUUUCCUGUCGUCAGCUCACAGAGGGAGAUGUUUGCCUUGCUCUCACCCCGACACCCAAGCAACUCCACCGGACACAUUCGUCCAGAGUCCCACGCGCACACCCCCUGACCAGGGCUGCAGUGGGAGGACCUUGCAGUUGGCACAGGGAGAAGAUGCCGCCUCCUCCCCCUCCACCCCCUUUAACCCUACACCUGCCCACUAUAGGGCCAAAGAAUGCUCGGGCUGCAGAACCCCAGACUCAGGAGCCCACGCGCCCUCGGAAACGGCGCUGGUCAGCACCUGACGUUCUUCCCUCGACAGGAACCGACAAACGCCUCAUGGAUUUACCUCAAGGCUCCAAGCUGAUGAAGUGGCAGUAGAAACUUGCAGACGUGUGUACGCUCCACGGUUCUGUGGGGCCCACUACGGUCGCAGGGUUGCAAUAGAACAAAAAUCAAAAAUUACGGGUGUUCACUUUGCUGGCCUAGGGCCUAAACUUGUCUACUUGUUGCACCUCUUUCCUUUUCUUUGCUUUCCUUUCCUUUCAUUUCCUCUUUCUUAAUCUUUUUUGCUUUCACUUCCUUCCCUUUUUCCUUUUUCUUUGCUUUCUUUUUUUUUUGCCUUUCCUUUCCCUUCGAUUUGCUUUCCUCUUUCCCUUACCUUUCCUGUCCUGAGCAGUGAAGGGCUGGAAUUAGUAUGACAAUCAAGCACUGGUGCGUGUUCACUGUCUUUAUGUAACACACACACACACACACAUACACACAAACACACACACACACACACACACACACACACACACACAUUCUUGUAUUUGUUACCUUCUUGAGACCUCUGAAAAAUACCUCCCUCUUUAGGACCACCUUUUCUAGAUAUAUAAAGAUUUGUAUUCACAACAAUAUGUCUUUAUUUACAUAUUUAUUUUAUUUGUUUUUAAUCAAUUUUGGCCAAAGUGGGUGCAAUUCAAUUCCUUACACACACUUGUUAUUUCAUAUGUUGUCCAGAGGGGAAGCACUUCAAAUUUGUACACACACUUGUUAUUUCAUAUGUUGACCAGAGGGGGAGCACUUUUAAAAGCGACACACAGUCAAUUUGAAAAAUCCCUCCUUUUUGGGGGCACCCUCAUUUUGAUAGAUUUCACCACCAGGGGGUGUAAAUGAUAUCUCUAUUUUUUGUUUUUUGUAAUGUGCUUAAGGCAAAUGACAAACAAGUCACGGACCACAGAUGUGCCGGACUUUUGGCAACCCACCUGUAGAAGCUAACUGUUAAUGGCCACCAUAGUCUUAGUACCGUAGUGCAUUUCUUCAUCCUAUGGUCUCAUAUGGGAGGCGGGUUGUCUUGCGACAGUACCGUAAGUCAUAAAAUCAGCUGUUCACCUGGCUGUUUUUUUCGGGGAUGAAUAGGGAGGUCCGUCUUUAGCUUUCGUCUCGUCUUAUCAUAUAUUGCUGCCUUUGCACCUGUCAAUGUUUACUUUUGUAUGCAAAUUAAAUCACAAAAAAAAUCCUAACUUUGGAGCAAUGUUCACAGACUCUAGUAUUUAUAUAUCGGGACCAUGAAUUAUGUCCUAACUUGUUCACCGGUCCUCAUAUGUUCGGAACUUUUCAUUGUUGACGUCUCAAGAAGGGUAGAAAUACAAGAACACACACACACACACACAAAUAACACACACACACACACCCGCACGCACACACAUUCUUGUAUUUCUUACAUUCUGGGGACUUCCGAAAAAUGCCUACCUCUUUAGGACCACCCUUCCCAGACAUCGUAGGAGACAAACCUGAACUUAUAAAAAAAAUCUAUUUAAAUGAUAUCACCUCAGAGUUAAGAUACACACAUAUGCAAUGAUUUUCCGUAUUGGGACCAUGAUUCCUGUCCUAACUUGUUCCCCGGUCCUCAUAUGGUCGGAACUGUUCCUUGUUGAUGUCUCAAGAAGGGUAGAAAUACAAGAACACACACACAAACACACACACACACACACACACACACACACACACACACACACACACACAUUCUUGUAUUUCUUACAUUCUGGAGACAUCCGAAAAAUGCUUACCUCUUUAGGACCACCCUUCCCAGACAUCGUAGGAGAUAACCCUGAACUUGGAAAAAAAAUCUAUUUAAAUGAUAUCACCUCAGAUUUGAGAUACACAGAGAUGCACUGGUUUUCCGUAUUGAGACCAUGAUUCCGGUCCUAACUUUUUCACCGGUCCUCAUAUGUUCGGAACUUUUCAUUGUUGACGUCUCAAGAAGGGUAGAAAUACAAGAACACACACACACACACACACACGCACACACACACACACACACGCACACACAUUCUUGUAUUUCUUACAUUCUGGGGACUUCCGAAAAAUGCCUACCUCUUUAGGACCACCCUUCCUAGACAUCGUAGGAGACAACCCUGAACUUGGAAAAAAAUAUAUAUUUAAAUGAUAUCACCUCAGAUUUAAGAUACACAGAGAUGCACUGGUUUUCGGUAUUGGGACCAUGAUUCUGGUCCUAACUUGUCCACCGGUCCUCAUAAGUUCGGAACUUUUCUUUUUGUCUCAAAAAGGGUAGAAAUACAAGAACACACACACGCACACACACACACACACACACACACACACACACACACACACACACACACACACACACACACACACACACACACAUUUUUACCGACAGUGCGUUCUGCAGGGUUUGGAUUUUAAUCAGUCGUAAAAGUAGUCUGAAGAAAAGUGGACUCAAUAUGUUACAUUUGUACAGAGAGUAUGCUAAACAGACGUCAUGCAUUUUGUUGGGUCUUCUUUGUUUCUUGCUUCUGAAUUUCUUGUCAGGCGAGACGAAUGUAAGCGUGCAGGCAGCUCCUCGCCGUUGUUAAUCUCCUCACCUUCAAGGAGCUUUUUGUCCAAGCAUUACUUUCCGAUAUGUUCUUAACAUUAUCUCUGAGAACGGGAGAACACUAAUGAAAAGCGCCCACGCGCACAGACGCGUUCUACGGUGCACUUCCAUAAAAAGCUGAAUGGUGGCGGCGAAGGUGAAGAGUAAUGGUGCUAAUGACACGUUGGAACAGGAAUGCUUUGUGCUUUUGUACUGUACUGUUGUAUUGUUGCGUACUGUAUACGUCUGAAAGCAGGGGACGUGAUGUAAGUAUAUAACUCCGAUACGGGUAAAACUCCUCUGAUUCAGCACUCUUUCACUUUAGUUUUUGGACGAAACGUACAUGUUCAUUAUUCCUUCUUAAUGUCAUAGCUGCAAAAUGUAUUUUUUUUAAAGAUGGUGAAACUGUUAUAUGAUGUUCGCUAGAAAUAAACGGAGAAGAAGAA
Nerophis ophidion (straightnose pipefish) is the source of this 5510-nucleotide messenger RNA. RefSeq lists its product as uncharacterized. Gene Ontology annotation, biological process: nervous system development; negative regulation of transcription by RNA polymerase II. Bases 687 to 2585 code for a protein of 632 amino acids. The record is from RefSeq and is a predicted model, not a curated record. Gene Ontology annotation, cellular component: nucleus. NCBI's taxonomy places the organism in Eukaryota, Metazoa, Chordata, Actinopteri, Syngnathiformes, Syngnathidae. Gene Ontology annotation, molecular function: RNA binding; protein binding. The transcript is spliced from 6 exons.